Messenger RNA from Cyclocybe aegerita, 1659 nucleotides. The record is from the annotation of a GenBank genome assembly. Lineage: Eukaryota; Fungi; Basidiomycota; Agaricomycetes; Agaricales; Hemipholiotaceae.
AUGUCCACACCCAGCAGUACAACUAUGUCCAAUAUCUACUCUGAACCCAUUGGGAUUCUAGGAGCUGGCGUUGCUGGAAUCAUUAACACGUACGUCUUCCUCCAGGACGGGUUCACGAAUGUCACCGUAAUUACGAGAGAUCGCUCGGUUGGUGGAAUCUGGUCGAGAGACAGGGUAUAUCCAGGACUGCGUAUCAAUAACGUUCAUGGUGAAUAUCGCUUCUCGCCCCUUGAUAUGCCACCCCCAGAUGACUCCGUAGAGACCGGAGGGCAUAUCACGGGAAUGGGGAUGUGCGACUACAUCGAAACUUUCUACGAGAAAUUCCUCCAAGGCAAGGCCAAGUUCAUCUUUGAGACGGAGGUCCUGAACGUGAGGCGCGACGAAACGAAGGGAUGGGAAGUCAAGGUCGAAGGAGUUUGCUCGAAGGAGCCACGGGUCCUUACAUUCUCCCGUAUUAUUCUUGCCACUGGGGGCUGCAGCAAUCCGAACAUUCCUGCGAAUCUCUCCACUGAAGCCGCGCAGAAUGCUCAAUUCAAAGGCCUCGUCAUUCAUUCGUCGCAGUUCCGGUCGCGGCUCGAUGACAUCUUUGAGCUCGUCAAGCAGAAAAUGUCGGACGAUGACAAGACCAAAGGGACCGUGGUCGUCGUAGGAGGCGGUAAAUCGGCCAUGGACAUUUGUGCGAAGCUAGCCAAUGAAGGUAGAAGGGUAGUCAACGUGUUCGAAACGGCAGACGUUUUUCUUGCCGCUAAGAGCGCACUUCCCGAUUUUAUUCGGAAGGGGCGGCUUCUCUCCUUGCUUUCCCCUCAUAUCGUUUUGAGAACGCGUCUGGAACGCUUUUUCCACACGACGACACUGGGUAGUUGGAUCACCAAAACCUUCUGGAAGUUCCUCGAAGCGUCGUCUUUCGACGCUUUCUCUCUUCCGAAAGACUCUCCUCUCCGCAACACCCCUUCCAUUUUCUGGGGAAUUCGUACGAAUGACGAAGGACGUGUCAACUCGAAGAACUACUACUGCCUCGUCAAUGGAGGACAAAUCGAGCUCGCUGCGCCGGCCCGUGCACUCAGAUACUCGGACGACGGAAAGUCGCUCAGGCUCAGUAACGGACAAGAGGUCGCUGCAGACGUCGUCAUUCUUGCCACGGGAUGGAAGAGCUCGUGGACACAGAUUUUCGACGGCACCCUCCCACUUCUGAUCUGGAUAUCGUCAUCAACAAUUGGAACUACAAGACGCUCGAGGACGCUCCUCCCACCCACGCCGAGAACCAGACGCGACUUCGCGAUCGCCGGCGCUAUUUUCACUUCGAACAACGGCUAUACGAGCGAAGUCGCCGCCCACUGGAUCUCGUCGUACUUCCAGGGCGACCCGAUGCGUCUUCCUUCCUCACCUGAAGAGGCUGUUGCGGAGGUCGAACUCAGGUCUGCCUGGAUGCGGAAGCGCUAUCCUGACAUGUGUUCCUGGGUGAACGAGAGCUAUAGUUGCACGCUCGACUUUUGGACUUGGCCUCAGGCCGCAGAUGAGUUGCUUGAAGACAUGUUCCUUCCGAGUAUGCGAAGCGGGGGUAAUUUAUUUACCUGGCCAUUCCAAGUAAUUGAUUUGAAGGAGAUCGCAACACUUGGGGAGGAGAGGCGGGUGCUGAGAGAGAAAGCAACUGCUUCGUAA